AUGGACCCUGAGUUCUUAAAAACAAUUACCAUCAGCAAUGAAUUCCGCUCUGUUCCAGGCAUAGGGGAGGCGAGUCUGCAGGUUGGGCAAACUUUCCCAGACAAGGACUCGGCUGACCAAGCAAUCAAGAGGUAUGCGUUGGCCAUAUCUCGGCAACACAGAGUGAAGCAGUCUGAUCAAAGGCAGCUGAAAGUCAUAUGCGUCAAAUUGAAUGAGGGUUGCGGGGGGAGAGUUAUCGCUCGGGUGAGCCCUGGGGUAUGUCAGCCAUGGCAUAUCUCAAAAAUAGAACCCCAUAGCUGCGAGCAAUUGGGGGCUCUUGACAACCACCGCAACAUCACUGCAAAAUAUGUAUCACAUAUCAUGCAAGUGGCGGUGGAAGAAGAUAUAACCCUUGGUACAAAGAAGCUGCAAAAAACCGCGGAAGAUCUGAUUGGCUUCCCGGUCAGCUUUAGUAAGACAAGGCGGGCGAAGGAGGAGAUUUUCCAGAGAUUGUAUGGCACCUAUGAGGAGGCAUAUGAUCUUGCCCCGAGACUACUCCAUCAUAUAGCAGCAACUAACCAGGGGACUCAAGUGGUCAGGAGAGUUCGUCAACACCCUUUGGAGAAAAACCAAGAAAUCCUUGAUCGUUUAUUCUGGGCAUUCCCCCAGACUAUACGUGCAUUCCAUCACUGCCACCCGGUGCUGUCAAUAGAUGGUACCUUUCUCACAGGAAAGUACAAGGGCACACUCUUGGUGGCGAUCGCAGCUGAUGCAAAUAAUCAGCUCUUGCCUAUUGCCUAUGCACUUAUCGAGGCUGAAUGCUGA
Molecule: messenger RNA, 804 nt
Organism: Lolium perenne
Lineage: Eukaryota; Viridiplantae; Streptophyta; Magnoliopsida; Poales; Poaceae
Source: RefSeq, a predicted model, not a curated record